Trypanosoma rangeli is the source of this 1308-nucleotide messenger RNA. RefSeq names its product putative amino acid permease-like protein. Lineage: Eukaryota; Euglenozoa; Kinetoplastea; Trypanosomatida; Trypanosomatidae. The record is from RefSeq and is a predicted model, not a curated record. Bases 1 to 1308 code for a protein of 435 amino acids. Gene Ontology annotation, molecular function: amino acid transmembrane transporter activity. The transcript has a single exon. Gene Ontology annotation, biological process: amino acid transmembrane transport.
AUGGGUCGGGACGGGGUGCUUGGUAGUGCGCUUAUUCUCGCCGUAACGACGAUUGGCGCUGGCAUCCUCACACUUCCAUCUGCCUUUUCAGACGCUGGUGUAGUGCUUGCGCUGGUUUUGCUGAUUUUUGUUGCUCUUCUCACAGUUUUCUCCAUUGAUUACAUGGUGCUCUGCAUUGACAAGCUGGGGGUGAACUCGUACGAGCAGAUCAAUCGGGAGCUGCUCGGCAGGUUUAAUGAGGAAUUUGUGCGGUGGAUGUUGCUUGUUUAUAACACCGGCUCUGCUAUCAGCUAUUUAGUGAUUCUUGGGGAACUCAUUGAGCCGCUCCAGCCCACCAUAUCGCGUUACUUUCCUUGGCUUCUCACAACGAAACAUUCGAUUAUUGUUUACUGGUUCUUCGUUAUUUUACCCGUUUCAUGCGUGCCAUCCAUUUCUUUCUUGCGCAGUGCGUCAUUUCUGGCUAUUGCUGCGACGUGUUUUAUAUCGUCUCUCGUAGUGCUACGAUAUUUUGUACCCAACGGAGGUGAUAGUGGCGGCGCCGACAGUGUGAGGUCGCCUUAUUCAGGCAAAGGUGCCUCUGAUAGGGUUAUGUGGUUUUCCGGUAAACAUCCAUUACUAGCGCUGCCCAUCAUGAUGUUUUCGUUUGAUUGUCAAUCACUUGUGUUUCAGGUUUAUUCCAAUUUGGAGGUGAUGAGCCGGCGGAAUAUGAUGCGUGUCUCUAUCAUUAGUCUCAUUCUUUCUGCCAUAAUUCAUGCUGCGGUGGGCAUGUUUGGUUACCUUGGCCACCCAGCCGAUGUUCGUGAGAAUGUCAUGAGCAACUUUGAUCCCAGAACGGAUCCCUUGUUUGCGGUGGGCUACGCUGUGUAUGUGAUUCCGGUGAAUCUGGCGUUUGUGAUUAUCCUGUUUCCCACACGCGACGCUAUUUUUCUGAUGUGGUACGGUUACAGCUCUGCCACAGAGGCAGUAGAUAGAGGGUACAUCAUGGACGGGGGUGUGAGGGAGUACGAUGCAUGUCAACACAGUAUCCCCAUGCGUGAUCAACUUAUAGUUAGCGUCUCUCUUUCAGUUGCAUGCAUCACAGUUGCACUCGCGGUACCAGGUGUCGUUUCAGUGGUAGCGUUGUUGGGUGCCGUGUGUAGUAGCAGUUUGUGCUUCACCUACCCCGCACUCUACCGCCUCCGGCUACACAAAACCGGUAUUUUGCCCUAUUCAAAGUAUUGGGAGCGUCCGUUGAUGUUGCUGAUGUUGAGCUUCGGGGUUGUUGGUGGCGCGUUUGGGACCAUUGUGGCGGCAAAAGAGUUCUUGUAG